Molecule: messenger RNA, 3914 nt
Organism: Phycodurus eques (leafy seadragon)
Lineage: Eukaryota; Metazoa; Chordata; Actinopteri; Syngnathiformes; Syngnathidae
Product: nardilysin-like
Exons: 30
Coding region: 517-3816 (1099 amino acids)
Biological process (GO): proteolysis
Molecular function (GO): metal ion binding; metalloendopeptidase activity
Source: RefSeq, a predicted model, not a curated record
GUUAACGCUGCGUUGAUGUUUUUGUUUUGUUUUCUCCUCACAUAAAUGAAGUUGAUUUCUCCGUCUUUGAGUAGUGUAAUGUGUAGGGGUUCGUCGCAGUCUCCGUUGGCGUUUUUAAAAAGACCUCGCGUGUUGUGUUUGUGUGCGGCUUGUAAACGAGAGAUUCGCCGGGUCACAUGUUUUAGUGUUUUGUUUUGUUUUAGCUGACAUCCAGCUGAAUAGGCGAAAGCACCAGAGAGCAUGUGUGAAUAGAAGCAUUGUGGGCUGCUGCCUGCGUGUCUGGUUUUGUGUACGUGUGUGUGCGUGUGGCCUCUGCAUCCUUUUCUCCUCUGCGUCGCUUGUGCCACACGCACUCUCCAUCAUCGCUGCCUGCUGGCUGACACGCUGCGUGGACGAGCAGGAGGACAUUACCGGCGACAGCGAGCUGUCCGCUUGUCGACGCCCGCCGCUCGCGUUCGACUGCCCACGGCGGUGACCGUAAAACAACAACAACAACAACAACAAAAAGUCCCUACCAUGCCCCAGCCCGGCAAAUCCAGAAACGCCCCGCCGGCGUUGCGCUCGCAAACGGGGGGCCCAGCUGGGGAUGAAGAGGAGCGCCGGGUUGAUGUGGGGGACACGGGACAGGACAACCAAGGAGACGAGGACAUCAUGAAAUCUCCAAGUGAUCUCAAACAGUACAGGUGCAUUGUGCUGGACAACGGGCUGCGUGCUCUGCUCAUCUCGGACUACAGCGGCCCGCCCGUAUCGGAAGACGAAGAGGAGGAAGAGGAAGGUGGUGAGGAGGAGCAGGAGGAGGACGAGGACGAGGAGGAGGAGGAGGAGGAGGACAAUGAAAUGGAGGAAGAGUCGGAUGAGGGCGGCGACGAGGACGAUGAUUGGGAGUGGAAGAAGAAGAGAGAGAAUGCCGAGAAGCAGUCUGCAGCCGCUCUGUGUGUCGGAGUGGGCAGCUUCAGUGAUCCCACUGACCUCCCUGGCCUUGCCCACUUUCUGGAACACAUGGUGUUCAUGGGCAGCGAGAAGUACCCCUCGGAAAACGGCUUUGAUGCCUUCCUCAAGAAGCGCGGCGGCAGCGACAACGCCUCCACCGACUGCGAGAGGACCGUCUUCCAGUUUGACGUGCAAAGGAAAAGCUUCAAAGAGGCGCUCGACAGGUGGGCUCAGUUCUUCAUCUGCCCGCUGAUGAUCCGAGAUGCCAUAGACAGGGAGGUGGAGGCCGUCGACAGCGGUGAGUCCGCACGUGUUCGUAUUCCAUCUCGAAAACCGCCGUCAUCGCCCUCUCCCGCCCCGUCAGAGUACCAGCUGGCCAAGCCGUCCGACUCGCACAGAAAGGAGAUGCUGUUUGGGAGUCUGGCCAAAGCGGGACACCCCAUGGCCAAGUUCUGCUGGGGGAACGCGCAGACUCUGAAGCAAGAGCCCAAACAGAAGAAGAUCAGCGUCUACAAGCAACUGCGAGCCUUCUGGAAGAAACACUACUCUGCACAUUACAUGACCCUGGCUGUCCAGUCCAAAGAGAAACUGGACACGUUGGAGAAGUGGGUGCGAGAGAUCUUCAGCAAGGUGCCCAACAAUGGCCUUCCCAAGCCGGACUUUUCCGACAUGCUUGAUCCCUUUGACACGCCCUUUUUCAACAAACUAUACAGAGUCGUCCCCGUUCGGAAGGUGCAUGCAUUGAAUAUCACCUGGGCGCUUCCCCCUCAAGCGAAACACUACAGGGUGAAGCCUCUUCAGUACAUAUCGUGGCUGAUUGGCCACGAAGGCCCAGGAAGCAUCCUGUCGGUGCUCCGGAGGAAGUGCUGGGCUCUCGCUCUAGUCGGAGGCAACAGCGAAACCGGCUUCGAUCAGAACACCACCUACUCCAUCUUCUCCAUCUCCAUCACGCUCACAGACAAAGGUUUUCAGAACUUCUACCAGGUCACCCACCUGGUAUUCCAGUACCUCAAGAUGCUGCAGUUACUUGGACCUCAGAAAAGGAUAUACGAAGAGAUUCAGAAAAUCGAGGCCAACGAGUUUCGCUAUCAGGAGGAGAGCGACCCUAUAGAGUACGUGGAGGAUAUCUGUGAAAACAUGCAGCUGUUCCCCAAGGAGGACUUGCUGACAGGGGACCAGUUGAUGUUUGACUUCAGUCGCGAGGUGAUUGGUGCAGCGCUGUCCCUGCUCACCCCCGAGAAAGCCAACCUGAUGCUGUUGUCACCAGAACACGAAGGCCGCUGUCCCCUCAGGGAGAAGUGGUUUGGAACACAAUACAGCGUGGAAGAUAUCCAGCCGGAGUGGACGGAGCGCUGGUUGGGAAAUUUGGAGCUGAGCAGCGACCUUCUCCUUCCUGCCGAGAACAGGUUCAUCGCCACUAACUUCACCCUGAAGCCUUCCGACUGCCCCGACACAGAAUUCCCCGUGCGCGUCACCAACAGCGACAGAGGCUGCCUGUGGUACAAGAAGAACAACAAAUUCAAAACUCUCAAAGCCUACAUCAGAUUUCACCUCAUCUCUCCUGUAAUCCAGCAGUCUGCUAAGAAUGUGGUGCUGCUCGACCUGCUGGUCAACAUCCUGGGCCACAAUCUGGCCGAGCCCGCCUACGAGGCCGAGGUGGCCCAGCUGGAGUAUAAAUUGGUGGCGGGCGAGCACGGGCUGGUGAUCAAGGUCAACGGAUUUGACGACAAACUGCCCCUGCUGUUCCGCCUGAUCGUCGACCACCUGGCUGACUUCAAGGCCCCUCCGGACGUCUUCAGCAUGUUCUCAGAGCAGCUGAAGAAAACCUACUUCAACGUCCUCAUCAAGCCAGCCAAGCUCAACAAGGAAGUGCGCUUGUUGAUCUUGGAGCACGGCCGCUGGUCCAUGGUGGACAAGUACCAGGCGCUCGUGGCCGGCCUCACCGGCGACGAGCUGACGGAUUUCGUCCGCGGGUUCAAGGCCGAGCUGUACGCCGAGGGCCUGGUGCAGGGCAACUUCAGCAGCCACGAGUCUGGAGGCUUCCUGCAAUAUGUGACCGACAAGCUGCAGUUCUCCAAGCUGCCGGCGGAGGUGCCGGUGAUGUUCCGAGUGGUGGAGCUGCCGAGGCAGCAUCACAUCUGUAAAGUCAAAUCUCUGAACAAGGGAGACGCCAACUCCGAGGUCACAGUCUACUACCAGACUGGAUCCAAAGACUUGAGGGAGCACACGCUGGUGGAAGUCUUAGUGAUGCUUAUGGAGCAGCCUUGUUUUGAUUUCCUUCGCACCAAAGAGACGCUGGGGUACCACGUCUACCCCGCCUGCAGAAACACUUCGGGCAUUCUGGGUUUCUCCGUCACCGUGCAGACGCAGGCGUCCAAGUUCAAUACAGAGCUGACGGAGUUAAAAAUUGAAGAGUUUCUCGUUUCGUUUGGAGAGACGCUCGACGCGCUGAGCGAGGAGGCCUUCAACACUCAGGUGAGCACUCUGGUGAAGCUGAAGGAGUGUGACGACACUCACCUGGGCGACGAGGUGGACAGAAACUGGACCGAGGUGGUCACACAGCAAUACAUGUUUGACCGGCUCAACAGAGAGACCAAGGCCUUGAAGCAGAUGAGGCGCGGGGAGCUGCUCUCCUGGUUCUUCGAUCACCGAGGACCCAACAGCCGCAAACUCAGCGUGCACGUGGUGGGCUUCGGCGCCGAGGAGGGCGACGGGCAAAACGACGACCAGGGGGGGGGACUCCCCGCCCGAGGCGAGGGGUCCGGCGGCUCUGCUUACGGCGAAGUGUCCAGGCUCACCAUCCUGGCGCCCUCGCCCAAGAUGGCGGCCGCCACGCCCAUCAUGGACAUCAACGCGUUCAUUCGAGAGCUGCCCUUCUUCCCCUAGCAGUGGUUACUAGCGAGCUGAACUGCUUUUUGCUGUGGAAUGCAGCGUGCGAACGAAUACUUCAAUGUGUGAUGAGUGAAGUAGUGCGACUUAAUAAA